CCCGGCAGGACUGCGCGCCCGGAGCUCCGUUCCGCGUCCCCGCCGCCGGGAGGAGGUGCCCGCAAGCUCGCGGCGCGCGCCGGGCCGCCAGACUCGGCCUGUGGGUGAUUUCCUCCGGACCCCAGCUCCCCGCCCGAAAAGGAAGAUGCAGACCUUUCUGAAAGGGAAGAGAGUUGGCUACUGGCUGAGCGAGAAGAAAAUCAAGAAGCUGAAUUUCCAGGCCUUCGCCGAGCUGUGCAGGAAGCGAGGGAUAGAAGUCGUGCAGCUGAACCUUAGCCGGCCAAUCGAGGAACAGGGCCCCCUGGACGUCAUCAUCCACAAACUGACCGACGUCAUCCUCGAAGCCGACCAGAACGACAGCCAGUCCCUGGAGCUGGUGCACAGGUUCCAGGAGUACAUUGACGCCCACCCUGAGACCAUCGUCCUGGACCCCCUUCCCGCCAUCAGAACCCUGCUUGACCGGUCCAAGUCCUAUGAGCUCAUCCGGAAGAUCGAGGCCUACAUGAAAGAUGACAGGAUCUGCUCACCACCCUUCAUGGAGCUCACGAGCCUGGGCGGAGACGACACCAUGCGGCUCCUGGAGGAGAAUGGCCUGGCCUUCCCGUUCAUUUGCAAAACCAGAGUGGCUCAUGGCACCAGCUCUCACGAGAUGGCCAUCGUGUUCAACCAGGAGGGCCUGAGCGCCAUCCAGCCGCCCUGCGUGGUCCAGAAUUUCAUCAACCACAAUGCCGUCCUGUACAAGGUGUUUGUGGUCGGCGAGUCCUAUACCGUGGUCCAGAGGCCCUCGCUGAAGAACUUCUCCGCAGGCACAUCAGACCGCGAGUCCAUCUUCUUCAACAGCCACAACGUGUCCAAGCCGGAAUCGUCGUCGGUCCUGACCGCGCUGGACAAGAUCGAGGGUGUCUUUGAACGGCCGAGUGACGAGGUCAUCCGGGAGCUGUCUCGUGCCCUGCGGCAAGCGCUGGGCGUGUCGCUCUUCGGGAUCGACAUCAUCAUCAAUAACCAGACGGGGCAGCAUGCCGUCAUCGACAUCAACGCCUUCCCAGGCUACGAGGGCGUGAGCGAGUUCUUCGCGGACCUCCUGAACCACAUCGCCACCGUGCUGCAGGGCCAGAGCGCGGCCGCUGCAGGCAUGGGGGACGUGGCCCCGCUGAGGCACAGCAGGCUCCUGGCGGAGCAGGCGGGCGGCCUGGCGGCCGAGCGGACGUGCAGCGCCAGCCCCGGCUGCUGCAGCAGCAUGAUGGGCCAGGAGCCGCCCUGGACGGCCGAGGCCGACGUGGGAGGCGUGGGCGCGGGCAGCGCCUCCAAGCUGCCGCACCAGAGACUCGGCUGCACCGCCGCCGUGUCGCCCAGCUUCCAGCAGCACUGCGUGGCCUCGCUGGCCACCAAGGCCUCCUCCCAGUAGCCACGGGGCCCGGGACCCUGAGGGGCGGUGCGGGCUGCAGAACACACAUGCUGGGCGAGCAGCUCCCGACGGUGACGCUACUACUAAGAAUUCCCAAGGAUCUGAUUCUCCUCCUUUUUUUUUUUUUUUUUUUUUUUUUUUAAUUUUUAACCUGAUUCUCUGACGUCAUGAUCUACAUGAGGGGUGGGGGUGGGGACGGAAGAGAACCCCAAGUGGUCCAGCCUCGCGGAAGAGGGACAAUCCCGCCUGAUUCCUGCUGUGCAGAUCUCUCCACUGAGUUUACACACGCUUGUGUUUUCAACACUAGGUCUGAAUGUGAGGUGGGGUGUGCGUGCAUGCGUGCGUGUGUGUGGGUGUGUGUGCGUGUGCGUGGUCGCCGUGCGUGUGUGAGUGCCCGAGCACGUCCACGUCUGUUCUUCUCCAUGGCUGCUGUGGCCCAGGCCUCGGGGACCCUGGAGCAGGCCAUCCCUGGUCAGGCUGUCGGCGGUUGAGCAGAGCCAGGAAACGGUUGCCCGUCUCUCUUCUCUCCAAGCCGCCACACCAGGCCCGGCCCCGUUUCACUUACCGCUGGCUUCAAGCCCCAUCCAGUGCGCGGCUGCCCCCCCCCCGAAAGCAGGAGCCAGGGGAAGCAGGAGGCCCCAGCUACCAUUUCCUCGGGGAUUCCACGCAGGGAGUCUGGGCUGUGGUCCACCUGCUGCCCGCUCACGAAAGCAGAGGAGGAGGAGGCUUCCCUGGGAAGGCCACAGCCCUGGAUCGGCUGCCUCUCUCCACGUCCGGCUUCCUGGAGUCCGCUAGGCCCGUCAGCACGUGUCCCACGCAGCCCUGCAACGGGGCCUCCUUCCCUGACCAAGCACCGCUGUUCCCGGGACCCGGGAGGAGCCUGCCUGGUUGGAAACCUCUAGGCUGAUCCUGCUUGUGCCAAGGAUUUGUGCUGUGACUUUGGGCCAAUCAUUCUAAGAGUCGCCGGGCAGUCAUGAGCAGGGAAUUCAAGGGCAGGCUUGCUGCCCUAGCCCCUACAGUGCAGCCUGUGUCUCCAUGACGUCAACCCAGAUGAGCGUCUCCUUGGCAUCGAGGCGAGCUGGGGCUCUCCCCCCAGGCAGGAGGGGGCUGCGCAUUGCUCCACGCCGGCCCGGAAGGCCUUUCAUGCCCACUGCCGGCCCCAAGCACUAAGCCAGCCAGGUGCGAGGGGGCUUGCAGCCCCAGAGGUGAGAGAGCACAUUACCCGCUUCUCCUAUUAAGAGUCACCACAGCCCCUGAUGGCAGCAGACAGACCACCAGCUGAUCAGUCCAAUCCCGAGGUCUGGGCAGGCCGGCAGCCCCCUUUGCAGAGAAGGGGAUCAAUGAGGGCCUUUGUCAGUCCUCGGGCCGUGUGACCACCCGGUGGGAUGCAUAGG
Messenger RNA from Kogia breviceps (pygmy sperm whale), 2799 nucleotides. It is a transcript of the gene ITPK1, whose product is annotated as inositol-tetrakisphosphate 1-kinase. The record is from RefSeq and is a predicted model, not a curated record. Gene Ontology annotation, molecular function: inositol-1,3,4-trisphosphate 6-kinase activity; magnesium ion binding; inositol-1,3,4-trisphosphate 5-kinase activity. Gene Ontology annotation, biological process: inositol trisphosphate metabolic process. Gene Ontology annotation, cellular component: cytoplasm. Lineage: Eukaryota; Metazoa; Chordata; Mammalia; Artiodactyla; Physeteridae.